Molecule: messenger RNA, 835 nt
Organism: Suillus bovinus
Lineage: Eukaryota; Fungi; Basidiomycota; Agaricomycetes; Boletales; Suillaceae
Product: transmembrane proteins 14C-domain-containing protein
Exons: 5
Coding region: 270-578 (102 amino acids)
Cellular component (GO): membrane
Source: RefSeq, a predicted model, not a curated record
ACAAUGCGUGCCUGUUGGCGCUGAUGUGCUGCCGCUGUUGUCAGUGCUGCUCGCAGCUGAUCAUCGACGGCUGCAAACGAGCUUAAAGGAGGUGGGGCAACUUGUUUUUGCGAAGGCUGCUGAGAUAACGAGAGGAAAAGUGACUGAGAAAGAGCAGUAAGUUGUGUGAGCGGGGCAAGGAGCUGAGCAUCCAUAAUCCAGAUGACGAAAGGUUGCUGUGAACCCACCUCACUUCCAACCUCGUCUCGUCCGUCUUCUUCGCUUAAACAAUGUCAGCCUAUCCUGCAUACACCAUGGGCGGUCUCUGUAUCGUCGGCGGCAUCACUGGGUAUGCAAGAACUCGUUCGGUUCCUUCACUCGUUGCUGGUAUCGGCGUUGGUCUUUUGUUCCUAUGGAGUGCAGAGGUCAUCAGGAAAGGCGCUCCUAAUGGGUUGGAGGGCGCCUUAGGUGCUUCGGCCCUGCUUUUGCUCUCAUCUCUUCCCCGCAUUACCAAGGGCCCGGUACCCCUUGUGCUCGCUGCAACGAGUAGUGCUGCGGGCGUGUACUAUGGCACGAAGGUGUACAACUUGCGUAACUAGUGAAACUAGGCUGUCUUCUUGUACUAGUAUCUAUCGCGCGGUUUUGACUCAAUUAUCAUCACGUUUCCUCAGUCCUUGCCUAUAAGCCAGCUUACACAGCGGCGGUUUUAGAGUUUUGCCUCAGGCAAGAUUUUAAUAGAUGAGAAUAAUAAAUUAGCCAUUCGUACUUAUUUCACUACUGGGAUAACGACAAAUUGCGACUGAGGGCAAAAUAUUAUCCUUCACGGCUGUAGCGCUGAGCGAACUUGAUGGUGGUG